CACGCGGCAUCUUUUUGGCGGCCAUCACAACUGAGAACCGAAAAUCACAAGCCAAAACGCAUAAAUUGAUGUGUUAACAAAUAUAGCGCAUUUAGCGAAACAAACGAACAACGAAACGACUUGAAAAUGUCCACGGGCGCUGCACGAGUUUACAUUCAAGUCGAGAGCGAGGCCGAGCAACAGGAGCAUCUGAAGCAACAACGCAAAACGCUAAAGCCACUGCAGGCGAACACGAACGCCAACGACAAGGAGAAUCUUACGGGACUCGGACGUGUCUCCAUCGUGGAUCAGCUUAGUCGCUUAAAGGCCGGCGUCAAUAUAACGCCCAAAUAUGGCAAACGCAAAUGCGUUGAUGCAGCCGCAACAACAACACAAAUAACAACACAGGACGCCGAUACACAAACGGAAGCAAUUGUUGCUGCCAACGAUGCCGACAAGCCCAUCACAGCCGAUGAUCUGACCAGUGAGUGCGAGCCCGGCGAGAACUACUACAAACUGCUCUCGGAGCAGCGACGCGUUGCGCUGGAGGAGACGCUCAACGAGAAUCGGCAUUUGCAUGAACGCAUCGAAGGUCUGGAGGAGGAAAUGGACACAAUGCGCAAAGAACUCGACGAAGCUAAGAAUCUGGUUGAAGUGCUCAAAGAAAUAUGCGACGAGGAUGACAGCGACGAGCAGGAGGCUCAGGCCGAAUAGUUACAAAUGCUAAUAACCAAUAAACACAUAUUUUUAUGUUUUUAAGUCAUUAUUUAGAUUAUAUUUUGCAAGUAGUUGUAGUUAAAUGAUUUCAAUUAUCUUAACUUAUACAUUACACUAUAUGCAACAUCCAACCCAAUGGACUGGUCUCAAUGUACGCCAGCAAUAAAUAUUUACUAGUUAAUGUGACAGUUAUGUUCCAAUAAAAGUUUGUUUCCUA
Molecule: messenger RNA, 913 nt
Organism: Drosophila montana
Lineage: Eukaryota; Metazoa; Arthropoda; Insecta; Diptera; Drosophilidae
Gene: geminin
Product: geminin
Exons: 1
Coding region: 127-693 (188 amino acids)
Biological process (GO): regulation of DNA replication
Source: RefSeq, a predicted model, not a curated record